AUGUCUUCAGAUAUUCAGACGGUUGCAGCUCUACUCCAAGCUACUUUGGAUCCAAGGCAGCAUAAACAAGCUGAGGUAGCCUUGAAAGUCGAGCAGGCCAAACCUGGAUUUUCUCUCCUUCUCCUCAACAUUGUUGCCGCAGAUACUCUGCCAGUUAAUACAAGGCUUUCGGGAGCUUUAUGCUUCAAGAACUUCAUCAAGUACAACUAUGUGGACGAAGAGCGAAACUACAAGCUUCCACAAAAUGAAGUCUUUACGAUAAAGACUGAGUUAAUCGGCCUCAUGGUCUCAGUCCCAAAUACUAUACAAGCUCAGCUUGGAGAAGCUAUUAGUAUUAUCGCAGAGUCGGACUUUUGGGAUAGAUGGGAUACAUUGGUGGAUGAUUUGGUCUCGCGUCUUACUCCGGAUAAUGCUAAAAUCAAUAACGGUGUAUUGGAGGUUGCGCAUUCAAUAUUUAAGCGAUGGAGACCACUAUUUGCCUCGGAUGCUCUCUAUACAGAAGUCAACCACGUACUCUCAAAAUUUGGACAGCCUUUUAUACAGCUUCUAGCGAGCACCGACCAGCAAAUACAAGCUAAUAAGGAUAACAAGGAGGUUUUGAAGCAGCAUUUCGAGACGAUGAAUCUUUUGAUGAAGGUCUUCUUUGAUCUUUCCUGUCAAGAUCUCCCUCCUAUCUUCGAGGAUAAUAUCGAAGACUUAUCCAAACUUCUACACAAAUAUUUGACAUAUGAGAACCCUCUCUUGGCGACAGACGAUGAUUCGGAAUCGGGACCUCUCGAGUUUGUGAAGGCUGGCAUAUGUGAGGUGUCGACGCUUUACAUGCAGAAAUACGAAGACGUAUUUGGGAGACUCUGUGAGCCCUUCAUUACAAGCGCCUGGAGUUUAUUGACAACCAUUGGACCCGAAACAAAAUUUGACAUACUUGUCAGCAAAGCAUUGCAUUUCCUGACUGCUGUUGCAAGUCUCGACAAGCAUGCUCAAAAUUUCAACAAUGGGGACAUAUUGAGUCAGGUGGUCGAGAAAGUCAUUUUGCCCAAUGUUAGCUUGAGGGAAACAGAUAUUGAACAGUUUGAGGAUGAGCCCAUCGAAUACAUCCGAAGAGAUUUGGAGGGUUCAGACGCCGACACCAGACGACGAGCAGCAACAGACUUUUUGCGCAAACUUUUGGAGAAGUUUGAGCCACUUGUAACAGAAGUUGUUGGACGCUACAUCAAACACUAUCUUGACCAAUUCUCCCAAAACGGCAGCGAUCAUUGGAAAUCCAAAGAUACCGCUGUAUAUUUGUUUUCGGCUAUUGCAGCCAAGGGUGUCAUCACAACUGGACAAGGAGUCAAAACCACUAACCCCUUGGUGAACGUUGUCGACUUUUUCCAGCAAAAUAUUGCAAAUGACCUACUCGCCGAAACGAGCGUGGAGCCAAUCUUGAAAGUAGAUGCUAUCAAGUUCCUUUAUACGUUCCGUAGUCAACUGACGAAAGAUCAAUGGAAAGCGGCUUUUGAACCUUUGGUCAAGAAUCUCGGAUCGUCCAAUUACGUGGUGUAUACUUAUGCCGCAAUCACCGUGGAAAGAGUUUUGUUUCUUACAAAUGAUGCAAACCAGCAUCUCUUUGGGAAGGAAGAUGUACUGCCACUUUCUGAAAGUCUUUUAGAUCACUUGUUCCAUUUGAUCGAAAAAGAUGCCGCGCCCGAAAAAAUCCAAGAGAAUGAAUUCCUUAUGCGCUGUGUUAUGAGAGUUCUCAUCGUUAUCAAGGACGGCGUUGUUCCAAUAGCGGAUAAUGUUUUGCAGCACUUGAUUAAGAUCACUCAGGUCAUUGGCCAAAAUCCCAGUAACCCACGCUUCUACUAUUAUCAUUUCGAGGCCUUGGGUGCUUUGAUCAGAUGGUCGGCGCCUUCCCAGCCCGAUAAGCUUGAGAAUGACUUAUACCCAACUUUUGCUGGUAUUCUCUCCAGCGAUGUUCAAGAAUUCAUGCCUUACGUCUUCCAGCUUUUCGCCGCGCUUUUGGAGGCCAACCCAUCCACCACACUUUCUGACUACUACAGGAAUUUGAUCACUCCAAUAUUAAGCCCCACCCUUUGGGAAUCCCGUGGAAAUGUUCCAGCACUCACUAGGUUACUGUCUGCAAUGAUACCUAAAUGCGCUGCUGAGCUUGUAGCGAACAACCAACUUGAGCCAAUCCUUGGUAUCUUCCAGAAACUCAUGGCUGGUAAAUCGAGGACCGAACUACAAAGUUUUGAUGUUUUGGAAGCUUUGAUUAUAUCAUGCAACGUUUCUGCCAUCGAACAGUACUUCCCUACGAUCUUGAACAUCAUGUUCACACGUCUUAACAGCAACCCCCCCGAAGCUUUCAAGCGUCGCUUCGUCCGCUGCUAUCACCUUAUCUCAUCUAAAGACCAGCAAGGCCUUGGAGCAGAUUUCUUUAUAAAGCAAUCCGAUGCUGUUCAAGAAAGCGUAUUCGUGCCUCUUUACUUGACCAUAAUUCUACCCAUUACUCAGCAAUUUCCUCGACCACUGGACCGCAAGAUAGCCGUCAUCUCUUUGACUAAGACUUUGACCGAUUCACAGGCUUUUGCCGUCAAGUACAAGAAGGGCUGGUCCAAGACUUGUGAGGCUUUGCUCAAGUUGUUGGAGAAUCCACCGCUACCAGUGACAAUGGAUGAUUUAGCUGCUGAAGCAGAUGUCGAUGAUCUGAGCUUCGGAGUUGGCUUUACGCAGCUUAACACUUGCAAGAAGGUGGCGGAUGAUGAAUGGCCAGAGAUCACGGAUGUAAAGCUUUGGGUAGGAUCGUAUUUGAGAGAUGCAAAUUCGCGACACGACAGAGCGAUUUCAGGUUUCGUGAACGAAAGAUUAAAUUCGGAGGCCAGAAGUCUUCUGAUAACCGAACCCGCGAUUUUGAUUUUGAAUUCUUCUGCCCACCUGCCCACCAAUCAAACUUUCGACGACGACUCAGAGGAAAAUCACAGCAUCAUGAGCGCCUUUCAAAACGGCGGCAUCGCAUCGCGAGCCUUGGACGAUAACUCCGAUAUCGAGGAGGAGGCACUUGCCAACGAUUACAAAGAGCAGGUUCAAUAUGAGGGCAUGGAAGAGUUGGAACAGGUCAACUCGAUGAGCAUGGCACAACAGACGGAUGAUAUUCAAUCGAGGCUUGCAGCUGCUGCGCAACCUUUGGACUUCUCUGCCUCUCUCGAAGUCAAGUUUGCAAGCUACGAUAACUAUUGUAGUCUUUUUCACUUCAUUUUGAACUCCGACGGGCCUGUUGACCUCGAACCACCAUCCUACUACUGGGCUUGGGACGUUAUCGACGAGUUCAUCUACCAAUUUAACUCUUUCUGCUCAUACAGAAAUCGAGUCGCGCGUCAAGGUACAAAUGAAGAAGAAAUUCAAAUUCUCCGCGAAGCGCCAAACACAUGGGGAUGCUACAGUGUUCUCAACGUUUUAUACUCUCUCAUUCAGAGAUCGCAAAUCAACGAGCAACUAGCUGCCAUGAAGCGCAAUGAAGAGCCUAUGGCAGUCGCCGGCGAUUAUGGCUCGAAGUCCUUGUACAGAAUGCUCGGAUACUUCUCUAUCAUUGGACUGUUGCGAGUUCACUGUCUUCUCGGAGAUUUCAGUCUUGCCUUGAAGACCCUUGACGAUAUCGAGCUCAACAAGAAGGCUAUGUUUGCGCGUGUUAUGGCCGCUCAUUUCACUACCUAUUACUAUGUAGGAUUCUCAUACAUGAUGAUGCGCAGAUACGCAGAUGCCAUCCGCAUGUUUAGUCACAUCUUGAUCUACGUUUCGAGAACCAAGAACUUCCAAAAGAACGCACAAUAUGACUCAAUCUCAAAGAAGAACGAUCAAAUGUACGCCCUCAUUGCCAUCUGUGUGGCUUUCCACCCAACCCGUCUCGAUGAUACCAUCCACACUGCCCUGCGCGAGAAGUAUGGUGACCAGCUCCUUAAGCUUCAACGUGGUGGACCCGAAUCCCUCCCAAUCUUCGAGGAACUAUUCCGCUCCGCUUGCCCCAAGUUCAUCUCUCCAACUCCUCCCGACUUCGACAACCCAGAGUUGAACGUUGAUCCUCUUGAGCACCAUCUAUCUAUUUUCAUGGAUGAGGUCAAAACGAACAUGUGGAGCCCAACUGUGAAGUCGUAUCUCCGAUUAUAUACCACCAUGGAUUUGAAGAAGUUGGCCGGGUUCUUGGAGGUUGAACCUGAGAAGUUGAGGGGAUGGUUGUUGGUCAACAAGCAACGUAGCAGACAAAUUAGAUGGACUGAUAACGGCUUGUUGGACGGAGAAGUAGUCAACUCUAAUGAUCUCGAUUAUGCUAUGCAAGGAGAUCUUAUUCAUAUUUCUGAAGCAAAGGUUGGCCCUGAACAAGAAUUUACCAUGUCAGCGCCUACUUCACCGCACGCCAAAAGUGCAGAUUCGCCAUCUCCAAAAUCUCCGCUUUCACCCAAUACUUCUGCGCCAGCAAACGCAGAUUAUUUUCCUUCUCCAAAGCUUGGGUCCAUCACCGAACAUGUUCAAUAUGAACAUCCGCCGACCCAACGGCUAAACUCAAUAUCGAGCGUAUCCUUCAGAGGAAGUUCCAAAGGACCGCGGCCCUUGAAAGAAGGGAUUGGAAAAGGGAAGAAGCCUCUAACCCGCCCUCGCCUGAGGGGCUCGAGUCCACCUCCUCCGCCGAAAUUUCAGGGAAAAGUCUCCUUCGACAGCAUUGGAUCACUAUCGGAGCCCACGGAGAGGAAUACUAGAAGCUAUACACAAAAUUCCAAACACGAGGGAUAUCAGUACAAACGAUCCUCAAGGACUUUUAUGGUCGGCAUAGAUGAAAAUUCGUAUUCGGACAUUGCUUUACAGUGGAUGCUAGAGGAGCUUGUCGACGAUGGAGACCAAAUUAUCUGUUUGAGGGUCAUUGAUAAAGACUCGAAGGUGAUCACCGACAGAGCCCUGGAGAUCAAGCAAUAUCAGCAGGAUGCAAGAGAACUACUGGAUACGAUACAGAAAAAGAACGAUGACAAUAGAGCUGUUAGUAUUGUGCUGGAGUAUGCCAUAGGGAAAGUUCACACGACGUUUCAAAAAAUGAUUCAAAUUUACGAACCUGCAAUGCUCAUCGUUGGAACUCGAGGACGAAGUCUCGGUGGCUUCCAGGGCUUGGUAGGAAACAGAAAUUCAUUCUCAAAAUGGUGCCUGCAGUAUUCGCCUAUCCCUGUUGUUGUCGUAAGGCCUACUGAAAAGAGGUUGAAGAAGAAACAGAAAAGAGAUGCAGAUCCUGCACGUCAAAGUUACAGUCGCAUUUUACAAGAGAGUGGAGUGAAUGGCCAUGAGACAUCAAUCGUUGCAAGCGAUCUUGAGAGCGCAACCGGCCCUCUUAUUGAGGCGCAUGCGGUAGCAGCUGCUCUUGGUUUACCAGCGGAAUUCGAUCCCACACUGACGCCCUUUACUCUUGAAGGUAGUCGACCACUCAAAAAGAUAGAUUCUGGCAAAAGCGAAGCAACAAGCUGUACCAGUGGAUUGGAUUCUCGACCUCAAAGUCCAGAGAUGCUUAUGAAGAGUCCUCGGUCUGCACAGCUUGACAGUCCGAUUAUGAGCGGCGAUGAUUAUAGCGAUGGAGAAGGAGACGAUGACGAGGGGGAAUUUGAGGUAGUGCCAGGACACAUGCUACUUGGCAAUGCGGAUAUAUCUCAGGCAAACCCCGAUAUUGAGAGGAAAAAUAAGCUUCAUAAGAUGGAGCUCGAAGAAGCAAAAGCUCUAGGUAGAAAAUCUUCUACUGGUUCCACAGAAAGCGUUGAUCCAGAGGGCGGAGGAGAGAACAGUUGA
This is a messenger RNA of Sclerotinia borealis F-4128, 5793 nucleotides long. The record is from the annotation of a GenBank genome assembly. NCBI's taxonomy places the organism in Eukaryota, Fungi, Ascomycota, Leotiomycetes, Helotiales, Sclerotiniaceae.